AGUGUUGGCCCUGACUUUCUCAGUCCAAGUUUUUAAUUAUUUAAGAGGCAAUCAAAAGCAGUUUUCGAUUCGGAAAUGGUGCGCCUGGAGACGAGGGAUGGCAAGGUGAUACGAGUGAACCUGGCUCUGCUCGAGCGAUCCAUUGUGAUCCAGGCAAUGUGCAUCUUUGGUACGGAUUCAGAGGACGAUGACUAUGUUCUUCCGCUGCAAGGCAUCAACAGCGAUGCCCUGCUGAAGAUUCUUCUGUGGUCCCAGUACCACCAGGGACAUCAGGAGCCCGCCUGGGUGAGCAAAGAUGAAGCACUUCCCGCCGAGGAGAUCGAAAUCCAAACUUCAGACUGGGACAAGGAGUUCCUGCGUCUGGAGAUCGACCUCGUUGUCGAUAUCAUGGAGGGCUGUAACUAUCUGGAUAUCUCCUGGCUCUAUAAGCUCUGUGCCCAUAAACUCGUUUUCCACAGUCGGCGCGAGCCAGUGACCCAGUUUGAAAAAUAUCUCGAUAAGAUUCCCUCUUUGACCGAGUUGCAGGCCCUCUUCACUGAACAACCCCUCAUCCCUGAACAGCUCCUCAUCACUGACAAGCCCCUCUAAGUAUUCUGAUUUCACUUUUGAUGUCUUUCAAAAUACAAAUUUGGAGUCAGGGCUGCA
Messenger RNA from Drosophila eugracilis, 645 nucleotides. RefSeq names its product S-phase kinase-associated protein 1. NCBI's taxonomy places the organism in Eukaryota, Metazoa, Arthropoda, Insecta, Diptera, Drosophilidae. Gene Ontology annotation, biological process: SCF-dependent proteasomal ubiquitin-dependent protein catabolic process. Bases 76 to 588 code for a protein of 170 amino acids. Gene Ontology annotation, cellular component: nucleus; cytoplasm. Gene Ontology annotation, molecular function: cullin family protein binding. The transcript has a single exon. The record is from RefSeq and is a predicted model, not a curated record.